This is a messenger RNA of Alternaria rosae, 1491 nucleotides long. Its product is annotated as cytochrome P450. The transcript is spliced from 6 exons. The record is from RefSeq and is a predicted model, not a curated record. Gene Ontology annotation, molecular function: monooxygenase activity; oxidoreductase activity, acting on paired donors, with incorporation or reduction of molecular oxygen; heme binding. Lineage: Eukaryota; Fungi; Ascomycota; Dothideomycetes; Pleosporales; Pleosporaceae. Bases 1 to 1491 code for a protein of 496 amino acids.
AUGGGUACCCUCACAAAAUCAAGCGCGCUUCCUAGGCUCUCUGCCGUCAUUGGAAAUCUCUCUGUAGCCAAAAUUAUAUCUCUAGCCAUUACACUUGUCGUUGUGCGAUGGGUAGUCAGAGGCAUCUACCGAGUCUACUUUCAUCCGCUUAGCCGCUUCCCUGGGCCAAAGUUCUCUGCCUUCACGCGUCUACCGCAGGUAGUGCGCCUCUCACCUGAUGAACUCAGCUUCACCAACCCAAAAGCUUGGCGCGACAUCUACGGCUAUGGGUCAAAGGAAGGCCCAGGCUCGGCGCCGCCCAAGAAUUGGAACCGCCAGGGAAGUUCUCCUACCGGAGCCAACUCACUUGUGGCAGAGCGAGACAACGCCGAACAUGCACGAAUCCGCAGAAUCUUCUCUCCCGCGUUCUCUGACCGGGCGCUCGUACAGCAGUCACCGUUAUUUACCAAGUACGCUGAUCAACUUAUCCGCAAUUUGAGAGAAAGUACGAAUACUUACUUCGCACAAAUAUCUCCAGACAACUUCACCACUUUCGACGUAAUGGCUGACCUAACAUUCGGUGAAUCUCUACACCUAAUCGAUAACGCAGAAUAUAAUUCCUGGAUCCAAGUCAUCUUCAAAAGCAUCAAGCGCGGCACCCUAAUGAGCAUUUUCUUCAUCUACUACCCGCUCGCCAAGCUCAUGUUAUUUACAGUGUUAGGUAAACAGAUUGCGACAUUUCGGAAGGAGCACCACAACUACACUGUCGAAAGGGUCACUAAGCGACUUGAAAAAGGACGAGUGUCUGAGGGUGUCGAUCUGUGGGACCUGGUUCUCCAACAAGAAGACAAGGGCAAAGCGGGCCUGACCCGCCCUGUUAUGGAUAUGAACGGCGAAUUGUUCAUGUUAGCUGGGACGGAAACGACAGCGACGUUGCUCAGUGGACUGACCUACUUGCUUCUGGCGCAUCCCAAGUCGAUGACGAAACUCGUAAAUGAGAUUCGGAGAGCAUUUGAUUCAUCAGACGGCAUCAGUAUGGAAGUCACCGCUGGCUUACCCUACCUCAAUGCAUGCAUCAAGGAAGCGUUCAGACACUAUCCUCCUGUACCGAUUGGUUUGCCGCAUCUCACUCCUGCUGAAGGUUCGACUAUCUGUGGACAUUACAUUCCCCCAAAUACGAAUGUUGCAGCCUCCCAUUUGGCCAUGUACAACUCCCCCGACAACUUCAGACUUCCUGAACGUUUCAUCCCCGAGCGCUGGCUCGGCGACCCACGCUUCGCCUCCGAUGAACGCUCAGCUCUUCAGCCGUUCCAUGUAGGCCCAAGAGACUGCAUUGGCAAGAACAUGGCCCUCCACGAAAUGCGCCUAAUUCUUAGCAAAGUACUGUUCAACUUCGAUCUCGAACUACUCCCCGAAUGUCGGAAUUGGAUCGCGGAUCAGAAGAUAUACUCGCUGUGGGAAAAGACACCCUUGAUGGUUAGAAUUAAGGACGCGGUAGUUAUUACGACGUAA